AUGUCUGCGCCGGCGUCCACCCGCGGCCAACAACGCGGCGGCAGCUCGACCAGAGGUGGACGAGGGACUUCGUCUCAAGCGACCCGAGGUCGCGGUAGCACUCGCGGAUCCACCACUUUAAGAGGACGAGGCAGAGGCAGAGGCGCAGGUGCGAAUGCUGGUGCUUCGAGUCCCGCUGGUGAAGGGCUCCUGCAGCGACUACGUGCGGGAACUGUCAAAAGAGCAGAAGACAAUGGAUCAUCUGGGCCGGGAAGAGGACGUGGUGCUGGUACUGGAAAUGCGGCGACCUUUACACCUGGUUCACGAGGACGUGGCCGCGGAUUUGCGAAUUUAUCGAAGACAUUCAACACUCGCAGCUCUCAAACGUCAACGCCCAGCUCUCGAGCGACUUCUCCGGCACCUGCCACGCAUCGAGACUUCAUGAACUUGGCCUAUAACAAAUUCCAAGCGCUAAAACAAAGCCGGGAAGAGGAAAGAGCGAAGGCGAUUCGCGAUGGGUUCCUGGCCGAUCCGGAGAAGAAGACCAGCCUGGAUAAAGCCAUCACCCCCGUCGGAACCUGCACGGAGAUGUGCCCAGAGUUCGAAAGAGUGGAACGCAUUGUCCAGAACAUGGUUGAUAAGGCAGAGAAGGUACGCAACGAAGAAACCGGCAAGGACAUGCCCGCAGAAGAUCGCAUGGUCAAACGAUUCCGUCGCUCUGCAGCUGGAUACGACGAACAGCUCCCUUCAGAUAUCCGAACCCCCGCGACUCUAAAACGGACUCUGGACUACCUCAUCGACAAGGUAAUUGGUGGUGGUGAACGAUUGGCAACUGUCCACAAGUUUGUCUGGGAUCGCACGCGAGGAAUCCGCAACGACUUCUCAAUCCAGCAAGUCACCAAUGUCCAGGACGUUAAGCUUGCUGUCGACUGUUUCGAACGCAUAGCGAGAUUCCAUAUCCUGUCGUUGCACCAGCUGUCAAACCCGGACAAUCUCCUAGAGGGAGAGAACUUUGACACCUACCAAGAGAGAGAACAGCUCAACAAUACCCUCUUAUCUCUCGUCUACUAUUACGAUGAUCAUCGAGGGCGCAUUAACUUCCCCAAUGAAGGAGAGUUUCGCGCUUAUCUCGUGAUUUUUGAAAUCCAGGCCCCUGAAAGACCGGAUUUGGAAGACCGCAUGCAAUCAUGGCCCAGGAGUCUCCUCAGAGACAAGAAAGUUCAGACGGCACUUAGGCUGUACAGGGCUGCAGGUAACUCCCUUCUCGGCCAAGGGCCUCUUCAGCCAUGGGAGCCCUUUGCGAUUGCCCAAGGCAAAACAGGAAGUUUUUGGAAUAUCUUGGCCUCAGAUUCGGUGCCCUACAUCAUGGCAUGCCUCGCUGAGAUAUAUUUUGCUGAGGUCCGUUUUGCGGCUCUGGAUGCGUUGUGGCGAUCAUGCAAGAAAGGCCCUCUGGCUCAACAAGCAAAGUCUAGAGAUUGGACACUCGGCGAAGUGACAAACUUUCUUGGAUUCGACUCCGACGACGAGACCAAAGACUUCUGCGCCGCUUUCGAUCUCUACUUCGCCACAGACGAUAGUGGUGAGGAGUAUCUGGAUGCUACAGCGAACAGUGCCCAGUCCCUCGAUCCGUCCUCGAUACCGCGACGCCAGGUUUUUUCGCACCAUUACGUGGAAAUGAAGCGCUACCACCGAGCACUGAACGCUGUCAUCAACGGGGCGACCGUCGCGGAAGCCAUUCGUCAGGGCUGGGUUGAGUCUGAAGAUGAAGACACACGCCUUGUAGAUGAUACCAGGGAAGACGACCAGAGCAUGUUCGUUCCGGAGACGAAACCGACAUCCACCUCUGAAGCGCCCUCGCUCCCUGGACCUCAGCUCAAUCCACAAGCUGCCCCUUUUGCACCAAAGUUCGGACAGAGCACUGCCUCGCUGAGCUUGACCAAGCCAACGUUCCCUACUGGAUUUAGCUCUUCUCGUUCCCUCAACGCUGCUGCUUCUGUCAAGUCAAAAGAGGAGUCUCCAUUUGGCAAGCCAUUGAAAACUGGUGGCUUUGGGGCCUUGGACGUGUUCAAAUCGACCGAUUCGACUGGAACCUUUGCAAAGUCGACUCUCCCUCCACAGCAGCAAACUUCGACUUUCGGCUUUGGUGGAUUCGCAGCAUCAGCAACACCGUCUGCCUCAACUUUCGGACAGCCUGCGCCAGCACAGAAAGAAAGCAAGCCCUUCAGCUUUGGCGGAUUCACCCCCAAGGCUCAGGAAGCAUCUUCUACUUCUCUAGGUCGCGAACUUUCCGGACCUCCUGCUGCUGGGUUCAGCUUUGGCAAACAGGUUUUUGCGCCUUCGACAUCUGCGACUCCUUUCCCGCCCAUCUCCAGCCAACCGCCUCCGCCACAACUAACAUUUCCUCCUACGCCGCAAGCGAGUCAAGCCCCAACCACGGCUCCAACGCCAGCCGCCUUUCAAGUGGCACCCCUUCUGCAACCAUAUCCUGCUUCCCCGGUUCCUGUGCAGAUGUCAGAAGGCAGCACUACCCCAUCGUUUCUUACAACGACCCAAAAACCUACGACUCAACCACAGCCCCCCGAGGCACCAUCAGACUUGGAGCAGCCCCCGCCAUCUACCACAUUUCCAGCAGUCUCAUCCAUAGAACCGACUCCAGGUCCCUUCUUCAAGCCGACUGCAACUAGCUCUUUCCAAUCGAAAUCACCAUCAACCGCUGAAAUCCUUCCAAAGCCUGCUUUGGAAAAGUUCAAUUUCGCUACCGCGACACCAUCCAUCAAGGCCCCCGGAAACCAGCACCCAAGCCAGCAACUCAAAGAAACAAUACUCAGGCCAAGCUCAGCCAUCACACAGCCUCCGCAGCGUAGCACAACUCCUCCAUAUUCUCCUCGUCAGCCUUCAGUCAAACCAGUCUCCACCCAAGCAGACCGAAACAAGCUUGCAGAACAGGUCGCCAGGAUUGCACUGACGCAACAGAGGGGGCUGCUUAACAGCUACCUAGAAUUCACACUUCGUGACCUUGUGACAACCGCCUUCAAUCAACAUCGACUGGAAGCGCGCGAUGCAGCUAUCGCAUCUGUUCGUGAACGUAUCCUUGCGCGAAAGUUUGGAUAUCUCUGGCGAACGCGCGCUUGGACUAGAAGCCUGAAUCGACGGGCGAAAACCAGACGCCAGCUCUUUGCAGAAACAAUCAGAGCCGAACAAGCAAGAAAACAAAGAACAGAGGAGGAACUGGAGGAGAUACUAAGGGCAACUCAGGAAACAAAACGUCUUCAAAGAGAGGUCCAAGAGGCUAGUAAGGCGGGAAAAUCCUCGUCUGCCGGACAAAACACCAUCGAAGUCGCCAAAGUUGCUGGACGAAAGCGCAAAAGCUUCUCUGGUGCGCAUAUAAGAGCGAAUGGGACACCCUUGACUCCUGGGCAUAAGAGGUCAAAAACGAUGAGUAUUUCCCCAGAGCCUUCGACUUCUACAACAGGCCAGAAACCUCCUGUCCCUGGCUUCAGGGCAUCCAUCUCGAGGCCGCUUCAACACGUCUCCAUCUUUUCGCGCACUUCAACACUCAGUCAAUCAGCAUCUGAGAAACUCGACACCACGCGUACGGAUUAUUUCAGGCUCAAAGCUAUGGGUGUCGACCCUGAGACGCCGAUCAUUCCCGAUACCAAGCAAUCGCUGGCAAUUCGACGACAAAAAGAAGCAGAAGAGAAACAGGCAAGUCUGAAAAGAGCAAGCCGCCGCAUCGGAACUUCUCUCUCGUCUGAGCAAAGCUCCCCAGCACCAAUGCCGCCGCCUUCGAUUUCUGAUUCUCGGCCGCUGGAUGCUAAACCAUUGGCGAAGAUUCCUGUUCCUCUAGUCGAAGAUGACUUCCUCAAACAGAUUAGACAAGCGCGUGAAGCAAUGGAAGAACAGAUCGAAUGGUUCAAACUGCAAUCUGUGUCACUGGAAAAGGAGAUCGAGCAAGAAGAAGAGUUCCGAAGAAGUCAAAGCGGUCGUGAUCACGGUAGUCCUAGCUCGACAGGCGGCAUGCUACGAGUCAACGGUUAUGAGUACCGGCCUGGGGAGAACAAGUCAGGGUCAACUCUGUCGCGCACCGAGAGACGUAUCCGAGAGACUGGUGCCCACGGGCUUGCCACGAAACCUCUGUGGUCGGGCUCGCAAUAUGUACCUGUUGCGAUGUCAAAGAGAAGUGCACGGAACUCCACCAAUGGGUCAAACAUUUCGAGCCCAGGGAGAAAACGAACACAUGAUGACGCAGAGCCCGUGUCUAACGUAAAACUGACGACGCGGAAUUCUGGCGCUCUGCCCGCUUCCAAACGCCCUCGAGCUGCGCCAUCCAAGUUCACAGACCCAAAGAUCAGACAUCCGAAGCCCAAACAUAUCGCCAGUACUCAAGGCAGCAAUUCUUUCAAGUUGCUCCAGUCACCGCCGCCUCAUGAUCAAGAGGAAUCCGAUGACGAUAUCGAAGGAGGCGACCAUGAUACGGAGGGGGUGUUCGAUGAAGAGGAGGAUCCAUCUGGACACGCUCCUUCGCAAUAUGCGCUCAAUGGCGCGUACGCAGACGAUGAAGAUGAAGAGGGGUUGGAGGAAGAAGCAGAAGAAAACGAAUACCAUUUCGGAGGAAGAUUUGAAGACGAAGAGCGCGAAGACGACGACGACGAUGACGACGACGAAGAAGAACAAGAAGAACAAGAACAAGAACAAGAAGCAGAAGGAGAGGAGAUGGGUAACAAUAACGACGGCGAAGAAGACGAAGAAGGCGAAGAAGACGAAGAAGACGAAGAAGACACAGAAUAUAGUCACCCAACAUAUCUGCAAGCGCGCCAGGACGAGUUUGACGACGCCGAGACACCCGUGACGAAUCCACAGCUGAGCCGCGCCGCCAGUAGCGCCCCUGGCGGCAGCGUAGACGACGCGCUGGUCCUAAGCGAUAGUGACUGA
Messenger RNA from Cladophialophora psammophila CBS 110553, 4911 nucleotides. RefSeq lists its product as uncharacterized. Gene Ontology annotation, cellular component: cytoplasm; transcription export complex 2; nucleus. Bases 1 to 4911 code for a protein of 1636 amino acids. The transcript is spliced from 7 exons. The record is from RefSeq and is a predicted model, not a curated record. Gene Ontology annotation, biological process: mRNA export from nucleus. NCBI's taxonomy places the organism in Eukaryota, Fungi, Ascomycota, Eurotiomycetes, Chaetothyriales, Herpotrichiellaceae.